Molecule: messenger RNA, 2932 nt
Organism: Cajanus cajan (pigeon pea)
Lineage: Eukaryota; Viridiplantae; Streptophyta; Magnoliopsida; Fabales; Fabaceae
Product: receptor-like serine/threonine-protein kinase SD1-7
Biological process (GO): recognition of pollen; protein phosphorylation
Cellular component (GO): plasma membrane
Molecular function (GO): ATP binding; protein serine/threonine kinase activity
Source: RefSeq, a predicted model, not a curated record
AAGUGGAACUUUCUUUGGCUGCGUUUUAUCAUGUUCCUAGAAUAUUACACUACACAGGGAGCGACUGUUAUGUUUCUGAAGUCAAGUCAAGCACGUCAUUCAUGUAAAAAUCUGGCACCAAUGUUUGGGAUACCAACACUUCCUUAGCAUGGUUCUAGCAAACAGCACGUAAGGUUGUGUUAGAUUAUGAAAAUCAAUCUUAUGAUUUAUGAACUGAUAUGGCAUUAACUUGUACCCUCACAUCCUUGACAACAUUGCUUUGCCUAUGUAUGUUUUGCGUGAAUGCAGCUACCAACAAAGAAAUUCUGCGAAUGGGGCAAUCCAUGGGAACCUCAGACACUGUUCUUUCCCGUGGCGGAAAAUUCGAACUGCGCUUUUUCUCCAGAACAAGAGAGAACUCCACCAUGUACUAUGUUGGCAUCAUAUGGAAAAAAAAGGUUCCAAACGACAAGAUUGUGUGGGUUGCUAAUAGAGACUACGCACUUCAAUCAUCCUCAGCGGUUCUUACAAUUCAACCUGAUGGAAAUAUGGUGAUCAUAGAUGGUCAAAUGAUGUACCGCGUGAACAAGGCUUCAAACAAUUUUGAUACCUAUGCCAUGCUUUUGGAUUCUGGAAACUUGCUACUAUUAAACACCUCAAAUCAAGCGAUUUUGUGGCAGAGUUUUGAUAAUCCCACGAAUACCCUUUUACCAGGAAUGAACCUAGGACAGGAUCCUCUCUUUGGUCACUCUUGGUCAUUGAUAUCAUGGAAAAGGGCAGAUGACCCUGCCCCAGGAGCUUUUUCCCUAGAAUAUGAUUCUACCAGUGACAGGGCGAGUCUAAUUGUCAACAAUGGUUCUAAUGUGCUCUGGAUUGAUGAUCAUUCAAAUGAUACUAUUAACAACGUUAUUAGCCGAAGUGAUGUGGUAUAUAACGCAGGUUAUUUCACUUGGCCAGUUGGUAAUGACUCUGUGCUGGUGCUAGAAGUGUCUGGGGAGAUCAACCAGGAGUAUUGGUCAGAAGAAGAAACACGUUGGAAGUCUAAGCAGUCAUCCAAGUGUGGAACCAACAAUUCAUGUGGAGCUUUUUCCAUUUGUGACCCGCAAGCUCUUCACCCUUGUGUCUGUCUCCCUGGUUUCGAGCCACAUGAUGCUGAUUCUUGGAGGAUGGGGGACACAUCCGCUGGCUGUGUCAGGAAAGUACAACUGUCCUGCAGCGGGGAUGGAUUCUCCCAGUUAAAUGAAGUUCAAUUACCACAAACUUUCGACGGAUACAGCCAGCAAAAGAUUGGUUCAGCAAGAUUGUGUGAAACAAUUUGCUUCACAAAGUGUUCCUGUGUUGCCUAUGCUUACGAUUUUAGAGGUAUCUGCCAGUUGUGGCUUGGUCCAGUAUCGAGUCUAAAGAACAUCUCAACAUAUGUGUACAAUUCUGAUAAUCCCAAUCCAGUUUUUAACCUAAGACUUGCUGCCUCAGAAUUUAUUAAUGCUGAUUCAAACGCAAGAAAUGGAAAAGAAAAUGAUUUUCGCAAGCAUGAAAAUGGGCUGCGGAAUAUCCUUUUAAUUGUUAUACUGGUCUUAUUUCUAUCAUUUCUUGUAUUGGGCCUAUUCGUUUACUGGACUAGAAAGCAAAGGAAUAAAGGGGAAGACUUGCUACAUUUUGAUGCAAGCAUGAGCAUGAAAGCCGAAAGUUCUGAUCUUACUGAAGGACAAAGGGGUGCGAAAGUUGAAAAGAAGGAAGUCAAAUUGCCAUUGUUCAGUUUUGUGAGUGUUGCAGCAGCAACUGAUAAUUUUUCAGAUGCAAAUAAACUUGGUGAGGGUGGCUUUGGACCUGUUUACAAGGGUGUAUUAUUGAAUGGGGAUGAGGUUGCUGUGAAAAGGCUAUCGCGAAGAUCUGGUCAAGGAUGGGAAGAGCUGAGAAAUGAAGCCUUAUUAAUUGCAAAGCUCCAACACAACAAUCUUGUUAGACUUCUUGGCUGCUGCAUUGAUCGAGAUGAAAAGAUAUUGAUUUAUGAAUUUAUGCCUAACAAAAGCUUGGAUGUUUUUCUUUUUGAUGCAACAAAAAGAAGGAUGCUAGAUUGGGGAACCCGAGUUAGGAUAAUUGAUGGGAUUGCCCAAGGAAUCCUUUAUCUUCAUCAGUAUUCCAGGUUUAGGAUCAUUCACCGGGAUUUAAAAGCUAGCAACAUAUUGUUAGACACCAACAUGAAUCCUAAAAUAUCAGAUUUUGGAAUGGCAAGAAUAUUUGGUGAGAAUGAACUUCAAGCAAAUACAAACCGAAUAGUUGGAACUUAUGGCUACAUGUCCCCUGAAUAUGCUAUGGAAGGGCUUUUCUCCAUAAAAUCGGACGUGUUUAGCUUUGGGGUCCUUCUGUUGGAGAUUGUGAGUGGCAAGAAGAAUACUGGCCUUUAUCAAACAAAUUCCUUCAAUCUUCUUGGAUAUGCUUGGGAUCUAUGGACAAGAAAUUCUGGAAUGGACUUAAUGGAUCCUUCACUGGAUGAUAGUGAUACUGCUAGUUGUAGUAAGCAUACAGUGCCAAGAUAUGUGAACAUAGGACUUCUCUGCGUUCAAGAAAGUCCAUCAGAAAGGCCAACCAUGUCUGAUGUUGUGUCAAUGAUUGGGAAUGACACUGUGGCUCUUCCUUCUCCUAAACCACCUGCAUUUCUAAAUGUGAGAGGUAAUGAAAAAUCAACAUUGCCAUGUAGCACGUCAGAAAGCUUUUCUGUGAAUGUUAUCACAGAUUCAAUAGUGGAAGCAAGAUGAGUGACUAAUAGAAUGAGACCGUUCUCAUUGUAAGAUAAGUUUGUAACUUGUUUCUAUUUAAUGUUUACUACGUUAAUGCUUCUAUCCCCCUUUUCCUCUUUCUGUAUUUAUCAUGUGUAAUGAAGUUAAGAAAACCUGAGUUUGAUUCCAACAGUUAAUAACUUGAUAUGAAUGUCAAAAAUAUUCCUUUGAAUGAU